UCUUUCUCAUUAAUAAUGCAGAGCUGAGAGCUCCAACUUCCAACUUCCAACCCAACCCAACCCAUAUUAUCAUAUCAUACUAAUUCAGUUAAAUAUUCUCCAUAGAUUGACUCACUGCUACAUCUUCCAUCUUCCACACAAUGUGUGAGACCAACAGUUUUCGUCUCUGGCUUAUCCAAGUCGUGGUCCUGUCGGGCCUCCUCGCCCUUGUCCUGUGGCUAGCCUUACGUCCCAAGAACCUCACCUACACCGUCAUCAGUUUCAGCCUCCCGGCCACGUCUCCAGUCGACCCAGGUGAUGCUCAGAAUUCAGCCAUCUCCUUCGACCUGGAAAUUGAGAACCCUAACAACGGCUACGGCAUCUACUACAACGGCAUCAACAUGACAUUGUACUACAACGACGAUAUCCUCGGAGAAACGUUCCUCCCUGAUUUCUAUCAAGGCAAGGGUAAGACCAAGAAAAUCAGCCAAAGUAUUAACGCCGAUGGUCGGUUUCUGAAAAAGAUUUUCACGGCGAUAUCGAAUGCAACAGCAGAGACGAGGCUGGGGUUGGCGACUAGAAUUAGGUUUAAGUCAUGGACUGGGAAGACUAAGCCUCAUGGGAUGCAGUUGCAAGGGCGUAUUCCAGUCGGUUCGGACGGAAAGAUUGCGGGGAAGAAGAAAAUAAAGUUACAACAUGUGUCUAGGAAAUGGAAACUAAGAAAGAGCUACAGCUUACAUCAAUAUCAAUCUUAGAUAUUACUAUUUAAUUGGUUCUUCUUCUUCUUCCCUUUGAAUAUGAUGUAAGUUUUGAUCAUCCCAGCUACCAAAUAAGCACUAUACUAGCAGAAUUGUUUCUGUUGAUUUGUUUUUUCCCUCUUCCUGGCAGCUGGUUGGAGUGCCAAUUUAUCUGUAAAUUCGUUACUUGGGUUGGAAGAAGUAGAA
This is a messenger RNA of Nelumbo nucifera (sacred lotus), 923 nucleotides long. Its product is annotated as protein NDR1-like. Gene Ontology annotation, biological process: defense response to other organism. The record is from RefSeq and is a predicted model, not a curated record. Gene Ontology annotation, cellular component: plasma membrane; plasmodesma. NCBI's taxonomy places the organism in Eukaryota, Viridiplantae, Streptophyta, Magnoliopsida, Proteales, Nelumbonaceae.